Molecule: messenger RNA, 4708 nt
Organism: Lepidothrix coronata (blue-crowned manakin)
Lineage: Eukaryota; Metazoa; Chordata; Aves; Passeriformes; Pipridae
Gene: FMNL2
Product: formin like 2
Exons: 26
Coding region: 154-2934 (926 amino acids)
Biological process (GO): cortical actin cytoskeleton organization; cell migration; regulation of cell shape
Cellular component (GO): cytosol
Molecular function (GO): actin filament binding; small GTPase binding
Source: RefSeq, a predicted model, not a curated record
GGGCGGCGAGCCAUGACGGGCGGCGGCGCCGCGAAGCGCCGGCGGUGGUAGAGAGAGAGAGAGAAGAGAGAGAGAGAAGAGAGAGAGAGAGAGAAGAGAAGAGAAGAGGGAGCCCCGAGCGCGGAGCCCGCGGGGCAGCGCCGAGGGGCCGCCAUGGGCAACGCGGGCAGCGUGGACGCGCAGCACACCGAGCUGCGGGCGCACCCCGUGCCCCUCAAGCUGCCCAUGCCCGAGCCCGGCGAGCUGGAGGAGCGCUUCGCCGUGGUCCUGAAUUCCAUGAACCUGCCUCCCGACAAGGCCCGGCUCCUGCGGCAGUACGACAACGAGAAGAAGUGGGAGCUCAUCUGUGACCAGGAAAGAUUCCAAGUGAAGAAUCCUCCACACACAUACAUCCAGAAAUUAAAGGGCUAUCUGGACCCAGCAGUCACCAGGAAGAAGUUCAGAAGGCGAGUCCAAGAGUCGACUCAGGUGCUGCGAGAACUGGAAAUUUCUUUAAGGACAAACCACAUAGGGUGGGUCAGGGAGUUCCUGAAUGAGGAGAACAAGGGCCUGGAUGUUCUGGUGGAGUACCUGUCCUUUGCACAAUAUGCAGUCACGUUUGACUUUGAGAGCCUGGAGAACAGCGUGGAGAACUCCAUGGACAAGUCCAAGCCCUGGAGCCGCUCCAUCGAGGACCUGCACAGGGGCACCAACCUGCCCUCCCCGGUUGGGAACAGUGUCUCCCGCUCGGGCCGACACUCCACGCUCCGGUACAACACCUUGCCAAGCCGAAGAACACUAAAAAACUCCAGAUUAGUGAGUAAAAAGGACGAUGUUCACGUCUGCAUCAUGUGCUUGAGGGCCAUAAUGAACUACCAGUAUGGAUUCAACAUGGUCAUGUCCCACCCCCACGCCGUCAACGAGAUCGCCCUGAGUCUGAACAACAAGAACCCCAGGACAAAGGCCCUUGUCUUGGAACUCUUGGCAGCCGUUUGCCUCGUCCGAGGGGGACACGAGAUCAUCCUGUCGGCCUUUGAUAACUUCAAGGAGGUGUGUGGGGAGAAGCAGCGCUUCGAGAAGCUCAUGGAGCACUUCAGAAACGAGGACAACAACAUAGACUUCAUGGUGGCCUGCAUGCAGUUCAUCAACAUCGUGGUGCACUCCGUGGAGGACAUGAACUUCCGAGUGCACCUGCAGUACGAGUUCACCAAGCUGGGCCUGGACGAGUACUUGGAUAAGCUGAAGCACACAGAGAGUGACAAGCUCCAGGUGCAGAUCCAGGCCUACCUGGACAACGUGUUCGACGUGGGAGCUUUGCUGGAAGACGCCGAAACCAAGAACGCGGCCCUGGAGAGGGUGGAGGAACUGGAAGAGAACAUUUCUCACUUAUCUGAAAAACUCCAGGAUACGGAGAACGAGGCCAUGGCCAAGAUUGUGGAACUGGAAAAGCAACUUAUGCAAAGGAACAAAGAACUGGAUGUGAUCCGGACAAAAAAUGGGCCCAUCAAGCUCUUCUCUGUGAAGAUCAAGAAGCCCAUCAAGACCAAGUUCCGCAUGCCCGUGUUCAACUGGGUGGCCCUGAAGCCCAACCAGAUCAACGGCACCGUCUUCAACGAGAUCGACGACGAGAGGAUCCUCGAGGAUCUAAACGUGGAUGAAUUUGAAGAAAUCUUCAAGACAAAGGCCCAGGGCCCAGCCAUUGAUCUGACCUCCAGCAAGCAGAAGAUCACCCAGAAGGGCUCCAACAAGGUCACAUUGCUGGAUGCCAACAGGGCCAAGAAUCUGGCCAUAACUCUCCGGAAAGCCGGGAAGACGGCGGACGAGAUCUGCAAGGCCAUCCACGUGUUUGACCUGAAGACGCUGCCGGUGGAUUUUGUGGAGUGCCUGAUGCGGUUCCUGCCCACGGAGAACGAGGUGAAGGUGCUGCGUCUGUACGAGCGGGAGCGGAAGCCCAUCGAGAACCUGUCGGACGAGGACCGGUUCAUGAUGCAGUUCAGCAAGAUCGAGAGGCUCAUGCAGAAAAUGACCAUCAUGGCCUUCAUCGGCAACUUCGCCGAGAGCAUCCAGAUGCUGACCCCGCAACUCCACGCCAUAAUCGCUGCCUCUGUCUCCAUAAAGUCAUCCCAAAAGCUUAAGAAAAUACUGGAGAUAAUCCUGGCUCUUGGGAACUACAUGAACAGCAGCAAACGAGGGGCUGUCUAUGGGUUUAAGCUGCAGAGUUUAGACCUGCUCCUGGAAACCAAGUCGACAGACCGGAAGCAGACGCUGCUGCACUACAUCUCCAACGUGGUCAAGGAGAAGUACCAGCACGUGUCCCUCUUCUACAACGAGCUGCACUACGUGGAGAAGGCAGCAGCAGUGUCCCUGGAGAACGUGCUGUUGGAUGUGAAGGAGCUGCAGCGGGGCCUGGAGCUGACGAAGCGCGAGUACACCAUGCACGACCACAACACCAUGCUCAAGGACUUCAUCCAGAACAACGAGGGCAAGCUCAAGAAGCUGCAGGACGACGCCAAAAUAGCCCAGGAUGCCUUUGAUGAUGCUGUGAAGUAUUUUGGGGAGAAUCCCAAGACAACUCCCCCCUCGGUCUUUUUCCCAGUGUUUGUCCGGUUUGUGAAGGCCUACAAGCAAGCAGAAGAAGAGAAUGAGCUGAGGAAAAAGCAGGAACAGGCCUUAAUGGAAAAACUCAUGGAGCAGGAAGCGUUGAUGGAGCAGCAGGACCAAAAGUCCCCCUCCCACAAGACGAAGCGGCAGCAGCAGGAGCUGAUCGCGGAGCUGCGGCGGCGGCAGGUCAAGGACAACCGGCACGUGUACGAGGGCAAGGACGGGGCCAUCGAGGACAUCAUCACAGAUCUUCGGAACCAGCCGUACCGCCGGGCCGACGCGCUGAGGAGGAGCAUCCGCCGCCGCUUCGACGAGCACGGCCUGCGCCCCAACGGCCCCGACGUGGCCAUGUGAGCCCCGGGGGGCUCCCCGGGGGCCUCGGCCACGGACACUCCGUGCUCGGCGAGCCUUUGGGAGCGGCCAAACCCACGCGCCGGGCCUGGGAACGGCUGGGAACCGCCCCGGAGCCACCAAGUGCCUGAGAUGGAAGGACCUGCUCCAGGGACAGCGCCGGGACCUGGGCUGAGGGACCCGGCCUGAGGGGUGUCCUCGGACAUGUCCCACGGCGUCCGGAACCAAAAUGUAAAAUUCCUGCUGGUCUGGGGGGUUGGUUUGGCUGCCUGAGGGCGGCGUUCGGCGACUGGUCUCUCUCCGCUGGUUGGAAACUGGGAAUACUGGGAUGUGCUCAGCUUUGAAAUGCUCGGCUCUGAACUGAUCCCUGUGCUGGUGCCCAGGGUGUCGGCUGCACUUAUGGCUUGGGGUUUGAUCACAAAGGAAGACACUGAAGGGCUUUCUGUAGGAAUAACAAUCCCAGCCCUUUUCCCACCCUCGGCACCUCCGGAGCUGGAUGUGGGACCCAACACAUCCACGAUCCCAGGGAGAGGAACCAAACGAGGUCACCCCCAGGCCAGGGGGGUUUUGGGGGCCAGGACAGGGAGGGGGAGGCCCGGCCGGCACUCACAGCUCUGGAGUAACAGCUAUUUAUUAAUUAGCACUAAGCCAAUUAACACCUCAGUAAUCAGUAUUAGGGACCACCUCAGUCCAGUUCCUCACUGGGGAACCAGCCCAGCCCUGCUCUGUGGGAUCACACCCCGGGCCAAUCCCACCCCCGUUCCCUGCUGAGGCUCCUUUGGGCACCAAAGACAAGCCCAGCCUAAAACCCCGGGGAGGUUUUAGGUUCAAAAUGGCUUUUUCCAAGCCUAAAAAGGGACAGGAGACAUUUUAGGCCCGUCGUGCACCCCCAGCUCCCGGAGCAGCAGGAGGAGGAAUCCAACCCCUUGAUCCUCUCAGCUGGGAAGAACUGGACUGAAGAGAGAGAUUUGUCCUUUCCAAGACCCCUUUUUUGCUUCCAGCUUCUUCCCUGGGCUCGUCACAUCCCCCUGUUCAUUGUAAAAUUUCUUGUAUAGUAUUUAACCACGGAAUUUCUUGGCCCUUUCCCGUUGUGCUCCCUCCACUGGUGAAGGUCCCUGGAAUCUUUCCCCCCCUCGGAUAAUGUGUAGUUAUAUGAUAAUCUGUUUUUAAAUGUACAGAUAUUUUGCUACAAAAUUGGUGCAGUUUUUUAUGGUUUUUACACUUCUCUUUUAUCCCCCCCCUCCCCCCCUUUAGCCUCUGGGUAAUAUUGUAAAUAUUGUUUAAAAUGAAAUAAAUGCAUCAAGCCUGUGCUAUACAAUCUGAAUGUUAUUUUAACUUAUAGUUUUUGUUUUUAUAUUUAACUAAACGGACAGUUUGGGGCUCAGAGUUACCACGUUGACCUAUUUACAGGAAUUUUUGACUUUCAAAACUGCCAAUUCCUUGCAUUUUGCAGCACUUGACCCACUAAAGAGAACAUGCCACCCCCUCCUUUGCCUCCCUGGCAGUCCCAAGGAGUUGUUUGAAUCGGAAGAAAUGGGAUAAUUUUCAAUUCAAUGUGAUAGAUUGUUGGUUACAAGCACCAGAUCUCCUCUUCUUCGGCUCAAAGGUAUUUUUUUAACGAAAGACCCAAAAUUCUCCAGGCUGGCAUGUUCUCUUUAAUAUUUUUCUAGUAAUAGAUCUGCUUCUUAGCAAGAUUAGAGUGUUUUCUAAAGCAGUUCACGUUCCUUUCCUGGUCUGUUCCUGCCAUAAAAUCAAAUAAACUAUUUACACUACUACA